GUGAUUGGCUAGUCCACAAUUGCCUUGUCGGAAUCAACUUAAGUGUCCAAGAUUUUGACUCGCACAAGCCGUUUGAACUCUUCACCACUCUACAAGGCGAGGAAAGUCAUGAAGAAGCUGUGGAUACUUGUACCUUUAACGCUGCUCUGCCUGACUUCUUAUGUUGCUGCUAAAAAACCUACCACUAGACCUUUAAACAUUGGUCAUCGAGGGAGCUCUGGUCGACUCCCUGAGCACACCCUAGAAGCCUACAGGUGAGACUGACCACAAACUCGUCGGCUGGAAGUACAGUAACAACUGAACAACCUUGACGACUGGCGAUAUCUAUAGAAAGCAAAGCGCUUUGGAAUUGCAAAUUCACCCUGUAGUAGCUUCACUCUAAUGAAAAAACGCGUGCAAAAAGAUCGCCAGGCUUACUUUAGCCGUUCCUAAAUUAAAGCGAAAGAUUUGAUUAGCAUGCGUUUGAUUAUACAUGUAUUAUGUAAUGGCUGAUAUUGGCGUUUUUCUCAAUAUUGUGGCGGCAUCAUUGAUGCGAAUAAUUUGGAAAACGCUUGAUGCAUUUAAAAUAUAACAUUGUAAGGUCAUUGAAAAUUAAGACUCCAAAUGCUCUGUUUACAUGUAGGUGAACAACAAUAACUAACAAUACAUGUCAAGUAUACUGGAAUAUUUUAAAACUAUUGCUCUUUAUACAAAUGUGACACUUGUUUGUGGAACUGUUGAGAAUGAGUAACAACCCAACUCCUUCGAAAGUGAUCUACUGCAUUUCCAAAAGGACCAUGCCAGUUGAUUACCUCCGAAUAUAUCGCGCGACCAUGUUAGCCUAAUACACAUCAUGAAAAUUCGUUCUUUGUUUAUGUUCGGGAUUAGAACUGACAGUGUUGAUUGAUUUGAUACAGCGUUCAUUUUCCUAUGACAUAUUGAUCUAUUUUUUAAAAUUUAAAAGUGUAAAAACGAUUUAUCUUUUAAAAAUCACAUAAUUAUGAUAUAAGAAACAGUUAAUUCUAUGAUAGCCCUAAGUAACGCAUCAGCAAGGCAACAAAAAACAAAAACAAAAACAAAAACAACCAUUUCAAUUUCAGAAAACUAUGGACAGGAGGUGUCUCCUGGAAUAAGGGGUCCCAAAGAAGAGGUUUCACUUUAUCACAUCUGCAUAAUGUACAAAGGAUAUUAAAAAGGGUUCAUACAAAAUAAUUGCAACCAUUUUUCAAGGACUUUUCAAGGGCCACAUUAGAUUUUCGAGGACCACCUACUAGGAAUAUAAUUUCACAGAUUGUACAAAAAUGCACUUUCCCAGUCUAUUCUAAUAAGACUUAAAGGCUUGAACUGCUUGCUUCACCAACUUCUCUACAUUGUCAGUUGAUUAUUGCAUAAAGCAUAGAGCACUAGAUGUAAAAUAACCUUUAAAUUCUCUGAGCUAUGAUUUAUAUUCUGACUUGGACAACCAAAAAGCAUUAGAAAAAUCUUUCCAGGCCACUGCAUUCAAAGUUGAAGAAAAUUCAAGGACUUUUCAAGGACUUGUACAGAAAUUUAAGGACUUUUCAAGGAAAAAUGGAAUUCAAGGACUUUUCAAGGACUUUUCAAGACUGUGUGAGCCCUGUUAAAUGCCAAGGAGCAGGGCAUUAUAUGAUUUAAUGAACUAUUCCAUUGUUUUACAACCAGAAGGUCAAAAUUAUUGUGGCCAUGGUCAACCUCCUGUUGCACCUCAGUGAGUGACCUGCUCUUCCAUUUUAUUGAAAAUAAUAACCUGUUUAAAACCAAUGGAAAGGUGCAUUAAAUUAAGCUAAUGUAUGUGGGAACAUCUCUCUAAAGGUUUUUUGCUUUUCCUUUUUUCCUAAAGGUUAGCUAUCAAGGAAGGGGCCGACUUCAUUGAAUGUGACGUCUACAUCACCAAGGACCUAAAACUUGUUUGUCGCCACGAGAGCUGGUUGAAUGAAACGACGAAUAUAUGGCAAAAUCAAACACUCCGAUCAAGAGUGAAGACUUAUAAUAUACCAGCAUCUGGUGACAUCCGAAACAAGACUGUCACAGAUAUCUUUACAGUUGAUCUCACCCUGGAAGAGCUUAAGACAAUCCGCGUUAGACAAAAGUACCCUUUCAGAGAUCAUAGUUUUGAUGACAUGUACCAGAUACCUACACUUGAAGAAUACAUUCGAGUUGCCAAAUCUGCAGACAGAAAGGUUGGAAUUUACCCUGAGCUCAAGAGUCCAGAGUGGAUCAAUUCUCUGGAUAUUAUCCGCCAUGCUAACACCACCUUUGAAGAUCUCUUUGUUGAGGUACUGCAUAAUAAUGGAUAUCGUGAGAAAGAUGCCCUGUGUUUUGUCCAGUCAUUCAGUGAAGAAGGCAUCAGGUCUUUGUCAACAAAAACAAGGUUACCUUUGGUGAUGUUAUAUGAGUACAGACCACCAAAUGAGCAGGAUAAAAUGAAAAAUCUUUCAAGUAUUUGUUCUGGUAUUGGUGUAUGGAAGAAUAUUAUUAUUCCAGUCGAUCAAAACAAUCUACAAAGUACCACGGAUUUUGUCACUAAUGCACACAACAACAACUUGAAGGUCCACGCAUUUACAUUCAGAAAUGAAAACAAGUAUUUGGCCUGGAAUUACAGUCAGGAUCCUUACAAUGAAUAUCAAACCUUCUUGAAUACCCAGAUUGAUGGCUAUUUCACUGAUUUCCCAGGAAGCUUUAAGAGGUUCCUGGAUAUGACAUAUACUGAACCUGCUUCUAAGCCUUGUGUUAGUGGAGUUCCUAGUGCCCACAGCUCUGGCAGAUUUUAUAAGCUUAUCCUGUCAAUUGCUGCCUUUUUGUUGUGUGUCAUGUCCUUUGCGUAGACUACACCAGUCUUAGUGUCCAGAGUUCAGGUCUUUAAUGUUAUUUUUUUCCAUUUCUUUUCAUCUCCUUGGAGGUGAAAAGUAAUUGGUCACUUUCAUGCUAGCCAAACAGCAUACGCAAAAAAACACUAUUCACUUUGCAGUAUAUAAUAGUCACAUUAGUAAAAACUGUGUUGCAUUAUGGUUUUCUCUGACUUUGCAUUUUUUUUACAAUCCACAAAUAAAAGUUUCUGCACAAAAUAGUUACAUAAUUUGCAGAUUUGUAAAUGUUUUCUUGAAAUGCAUAUUACUGUUCUCACAAUAUUUGUAUUGUGUUUAAUGCAAUCAGGCAGAACAACUUCUCAACUUUAAUUCUUUACAGUCAAAAUGGCAAACCAAGAAAACUCAGUGAACACCAUAAAUAUUUCUGGAAUGUUAUUGUGUUACAAGAAAAAAGCCAAUCGGGUGUCCGAAACUAAACCACAAGCAAGAACAUUUAAUAGUUGGGGGUUUUGUGGCUAGUUCACACGUCCUAAUCUUUACUGUGAUUGGUCAUAACAAAAUAAACAUUCCUAAAAAUAAAGUAUUCUAAGUGUUCAAGAUUUUGCCAGUUUGACUGUAAUAAUUAUUGCAUUCAGUGGAGUGCAAAAAAACACACACCCACACAUCACCAUUUUAACUCCAGAAAACAGAAGAACUACCUUAAGUGCAACUACAGUUAAAUAUCUAGUGGAAACAUUAAAAUAAUGUAAAUUUGGCAGCCAAAGAAUCUACAUUCUUGCAACAAAGGCAAAUGCUUUACCAGCUUUGAAUGAUAAGCUUGUCAAGAUGGCUUAGAUGAGUUAUGUUUGUUUUUGGAAGAUUCAAAACUAGGAACUUAAUACUUACAUGAACAGGAGAACGGAGUUUAUAUACAUGGUUAUAAAAAGAUGAAUCUCUCAAAUAAAAGUAGAAAGUGCAGAGGCAUUUUAGGGUAAUCUAGCUCAUUAACCAUAAAGUAUAUACUACAGCUGUAGGUCUACCUUAUUUCCCACCGGCAAGAAACUUUGUCAUUGUCACUUAACCUUAGUAUUAAUCAGGUUCUCUAGCAAGAAAGCACGAGCAGACAGGAAGGGAGAAACGUAGAUCACUUGCUCUUUUUUUGCCCAUACUCUUUUUGCCUGUUCACAGGCUAAUGGUAAUUUUAGAGGAAGACCCCU
Porites lobata is the source of this 4000-nucleotide messenger RNA. Lineage: Eukaryota; Metazoa; Cnidaria; Anthozoa; Scleractinia; Poritidae. The record is from the annotation of a GenBank genome assembly.